GCUCGGGGUGUGAGGCAACAUGGGCAGCAAGAGGAGAGGGGCCAGGAACAGGAGGGGCAGGGACGGCCCGGCCCCCACACAGUGCGUCCAGGCCCAGUGCUUUGACCCUCUGGUCCGAAACUGCGUGGCCUGCAAUCUCUUCCGGACGCCAGAACCGAGACCGGCCUCGCCUCCCUCCGACCCUUCCCCUCCCCCGCCUUCCCCUCCCCCGCCGUCUCUUCCGUCCGCCCCCUGCCCUCCCUCUCCGUCCCUUCCCCCAGCAGUGGGGGCCAGCAGCAGCCCGGCGCCCGGGACGGCGCUGCAGCCGCAGGAGUCGGUGGGCCCGGGGGGCGCGGCGGAGGCCGAGGCGGCCCUGCGGCUGCCCGCGCUGCUCUUCGGCGCCCCCGCGCUGCUGGGCCUGGCGCUGGCCCUGGUCCUGGUGGGCCUGCUGGGCUGCCGGUGGCGGCGGCGGCGGCUGCGCGCGGCGCCUCCCCCAGGGACUCCGGAGCCGCAACCCCGCGAGACCCUGGACCAUGUCACCAUCCUCCCCCCGGGACCCCUUGAUGCCACCGCUCCCGUCUGGCCUCCAACCAGAGAAGACACAGCCAACACCCCAGCUGCCCACAGCGUCCCUGUGCCAGCCACAGAGCUGGGCUCCACUGAGCUGGUGACCACCAAGACAGCCGGCCCUGAGCAGCAGUAGCGACGGAGGGGGCAGGAGGUGGCCCCUGUCCCCGCAGUGGGCCGUCAGCCAGGGGCUUGGAGGUUGGAUUCGGCUCUUCACACACCCCCCUCCCGUGCCCACCUGCCCCUUUUCUGGGAACCACGCUGCUCCCCUGCUAACCCCGCAGAGCCACAGACUACAGACCUCAGACGGCAGGCGUGGCGGCCCUACCUCACCAUAGCAUUUGGCUUAAAACCAGACCAUCUUUGGCGGCCCUCGAAGGUUGUGGCUGAGCUCCCGUGCUUUUGAGUGACUGGGGCACAUGGCGUAGGAGGUUUUUCUCUAAGCGCAGGGAAGCCACUAUCCUCACCAUCCUCACCAGAAUGAAUCUAGGAGAAGGAUCAGGUAGGAGGACGCUUAAUUUAUAGCCGGGGGACGUAUCUCUUUAAUACGUGCGCUCCCAGCUGUCCUGCUUCUAACUGAUGCAAAUGGUAGCAAGGAGUAACCAGCCCACAGGUUUGCUUCAGGAUUUAAUACAGAAUGAUUCUGAUUGUAACAAAGAGCCUGGAUUGUGCUAAUUCUCAGGUAUCUGUAUUUGAGGGCCAACCCUGAGCUUGGCCCAACCUUCUAGGACCUGCGAUGCCAUUUUUCAACCCGGUAGCAGCUUCCAGAGCCCCAGGCUUGCCCUUGGGAGGAAGUCUCCAGCCCCCCUGGGGCUGGACUGCGGGCUCACGAUGAAGGCACACUGCCGAGCCUCUCUCUCAGAGGCCACCUGGAGUCCCAGCUGUCUCCGAGGCGCGCUCAGCUGUACACAGGGAAAGGCCCAGGACCACCAAGGGGCUCCUUUGUUCAGAAGCCAGAGCAGACCUGUGGCCUUGAACCAGCUGGACCUGAUGUCCCUUGAGCUCCCUCUCUCUGUGGCCUGCCCUCCUGAAGCACUGGGCCCCAAGUGCUAUGGUCACUCGGCCAUUCUGUGCCAGCCCCUGGGGUCACCCAAUCUCCCAGUGGAAUUGCUCCUCUGACAGCAGUGCCCCUUGCUCUGGGGCCUGGGACUGAGACCAUCUCCUCGAGUUGUGGACCACGCCGUACUCGGUCAGGCACUGCAUCUUCUGCCGGCUCUCCUACAGAGUUAGAACCUCCUGACCCGGACUCUGUCCUGGACAGUCCUUGGAACUUGUCACAGGUUAGCACCCUCUGAAGGAACAUGGACUACGAAGUAGAAGAUGAAGUUUUGGGUCCCAUUUGUCCCACUGUAGGGCCUUGGCCAUGUUCUGUUCCAUGCAUCUGAUGCCUUUCUGCCCACUUCUUCCUGAGCUGCCCAGCAGAGCUGCCUGGCAGAUACCCACCCUUCCUGGCCACCGGCUUCUCAGCCCAGAAGACGGCCUGGAGCCCCCAGCACCCUGAUACCCAAUUUAACUCUUCCUAAGCCACUUCUCCCUGAAUUCAUCCCAGAUGCCCCUCUCUGCAAGCUGCCAGGUGGCUGGGGCAAGGUCAGGUGGCUGGCAGUCGGCAGGAGGGUGGGAAGCUGGCCCAGCAUGGGCCCAGACCUCCACUCCACUUCCUCUGGGUACUGGAGAGCCUAUGCUGUUCCUGUCCCCCUCUGCCUCCCACUCACCUUUUGUACCAGAGCAGGGGGCUGGGCCCUGGAGGUAAAACCCCUCUGGGGUCCAGACAUGCAAACCUCUGGCACCACUGUG
Neogale vison (American mink) is the source of this 2340-nucleotide messenger RNA. It is a transcript of the gene TNFRSF13C, whose product is annotated as TNF receptor superfamily member 13C. Gene Ontology annotation, biological process: positive regulation of B cell proliferation; tumor necrosis factor-mediated signaling pathway; T cell costimulation. The transcript is spliced from 3 exons. Gene Ontology annotation, cellular component: external side of plasma membrane. The record is from RefSeq and is a predicted model, not a curated record. The coding region runs from base 20 to 682 and encodes 220 amino acids. Gene Ontology annotation, molecular function: signaling receptor activity. Lineage: Eukaryota; Metazoa; Chordata; Mammalia; Carnivora; Mustelidae.